Molecule: messenger RNA, 2801 nt
Organism: Scophthalmus maximus (turbot)
Lineage: Eukaryota; Metazoa; Chordata; Actinopteri; Pleuronectiformes; Scophthalmidae
Product: COUP transcription factor 2-like
Exons: 3
Coding region: 503-1843 (446 amino acids)
Biological process (GO): anatomical structure development; cell differentiation; negative regulation of transcription by RNA polymerase II
Molecular function (GO): RNA polymerase II cis-regulatory region sequence-specific DNA binding; zinc ion binding; nuclear receptor activity
Source: RefSeq, a predicted model, not a curated record
GAUCGGGGGAGCAGGCAGCGUCUGGAAAGCCUGGUUCGGCGACUCCAUCACUGACGGAGGAUCCGCUCGCACGUUAUCCUCAUUAAAGCUGGACACGCCGGACAGAGAGGAUCCGAUUUCAUAUUUUUCUGGGAUACCGUCGCUGCCCCUCGUGGAUUUUGGCUCAGCGCUGCGUCUUUAUGUUUCCCUCGGUGGAUGUUACAGCGCAUUCCCUCGCUCUGAAAGAGGCUUUCUUUUUGGAUUUGCCCCGCGCCGAAGCUGUUUUCCCGGUGACUGACCCUUCUUUGCCCGUGAAGUCGCGCGUGAUCCUUUCUUUAUUACCGUUAUCUUAUAUGAGCUCUCUUCACAUCUCCAGCCCGUGACUUGUAUAUCAUUUCGUCGCACAAUGCCGCGGUUUCAAUGAACGUGUUUGAGUAGUUCGCGCCGACAAAUCCCGUGCGUUAAUUUUUGCGGAAAAAAAAGAUAGAACAGUUGGGCGCGUAAAGUUCUGGUGACGGUCGAUAUGGCUAUGGUGGCGUGGAGAAGCACCGAGGGCGUCGGGGACGUCCAGGGGACCCUCUCGUCUCCGGUGUCCCAGGUGGGACCCCUGUCUCUGCCCGGCGAGCUGACGGGACACAUGAACCCGGCGUCCUCUUUGGAAAUACCCCCGGCGGCGGCGGUGGCGGCACCCCAGGGCGCACCGCCGCCCAACCCUUCCAGCGCCGCCGCCGCGACCACCACCAACAACAACAACAACAUCACCACCUCGUCCUCAUCCUCCUCCUCCUCGUCCAUGGACAAACAGCAGAGCCAGCAGAUCGAGUGCAUCGUGUGCGGGGACAAGUCCAGCGGCAAGCACUACGGACAGUUCACGUGCGAGGGAUGUAAGAGCUUCUUCAAGCGCAGCGUCAGGAGGAACCUGACCUACACCUGCCGGGCCAGCAGGAACUGUCCCGUGGACCAGCACCACCGCAACCAGUGCCAGUACUGCCGCCUGAAGAAAUGCCUCAAAGUCGGCAUGAGGAGGGAAGGUACGCGCUGGCAUCCUCCUCUUGUUGCUAUGGCUGUCCAGAGAGGCAGGAUCCCGACGCAGUCGUACCACGGCCAGUUUGCGCUGACGAACGGAGACCCUCUCCAGUGCCACUCCUACCUGUCGGGCUACAUCUCCCUCCUGCUGCGGGCCGAGCCCUACCCGACCUCCAGGUUCGGCUCGCAGUGUCUGCAGAGCAACAACAUCAUGGGCAUAGAGAACAUCUGCGAGCUGGCGGCCCGCAUGCUCUUCAGCGCCGUGGAGUGGGCGCGCAACAUCCCCUUCUUCCCGGACCUGCAGGUGCCGGACCAGGUGGCCCUGCUGCGCCUCACCUGGAGCGAACUGUUCGUGCUGAACGCCGCGCAGUGCUCCAUGCCCGUGCACGUCGCCCCGCUGCUGGCCGCCGCCGGCCUCCACGCGUCGCCGAUGUCCGCGGACCGGGUGGUGGCCUUCAUGGACCACAUCCGGGUCUUCCAGGAGCAGGUGGAGAAGCUCAAGGUGCUGCACGUGGACUCGGCGGAGUACAGCUGCAUCAAGGCCAUCGUGCUGUUCACCACAGAUGCGUGUGGUCUUUCGGAUGUGGCCCACGUGGAGGGUCUGCAGGAGAAGUCCCAGUGCGCUCUAGAGGAGUAUGUGAGGAGCCAGUAUCCCAACCAGCCCAACAGGUUCGGGAAGCUGCUGCUGCGCUUGCCUUCCCUGCGCACCGUCUCCUCUUCUGUCAUAGAGCAGCUUUUCUUCGUCCGUCUGGUGGGGAAGACCCCCAUCGAGACCCUGAUAAGGGACAUGCUGCUGUCCGGCAGCAGCUUCAACUGGCCUUACAUGUCCAUCCAAUAGAGGAGGAGGAGGCUGCGGCGGCGCUGCUAAGCGGAGGAGAGGUCAUUUCAGCUGCUGCAGCUUAAAAAUAUGUUGAUUCGAACAAGGGGAGGGGGGACAACUGCCAGUCAAGUGAGAUAGUUACAGAAAUGUUAAUUUUUUUUAAAUUUAGUUUUGACAUUUUCUUGAUAUACCCAGCGGAGUGAUCUGCCUAAUGCUGCGAUGCAUUCCAACACGUUUCUAAAAAACAUCCCUGAAACAAAUUAACCAUUUUGACGAGGAAUGAUCCGACCCCACUGGCAGAAUUUUUUUUAUUUGUUUUGAAGAGAAUAAAGAAUAUUUCUAGAGAUGAAAUGACUGGCUAUGAUGGACAUUUUUUUACAGUGCGGUGACCACGCACAGUCUGUGGGGUUUUUGGGGUGAUAAACAGUAUUUAUUCGACCCAUGUGUGUAUAUUUAUCGUGCUUGUAAAUUAUGUUCUGGCUCCCGUUUUUAAUGUCUUAUGUAUUUUCGCCCCAGCUAGUAAGAAAACUGCAGGGAUCGUCUCGUGUCAGUCUUUUUUUUUUUCUUCUUUUGUUUGUUUGUUUCAUACCUUCCAGACAUGGCACUUUGGACUAAAGGAACAUUUCAGAAAGAUUUAUGACAAGUGUUUGAAACCGAGACUUUUACCCAUUUGCUCGUUUGUGCACCGAGAGAAAGGUGAGAUAAAUGCUCCGUGUUAGUUACAUUGGAGAGUGCACACCUCAUGAUCAGUGUUAUGGAUCAAGUAAUGCAUUACUUGUUAAUCAUUGCUUAUAGGUAAUAUCAUUACUUAACAUUUCCGGGGAAAUAUCUUCGCCAAAACUUUUCUAGGCGUAUGAAUUAUUUCUUCCAUUCCUACUAAAAAUGAUAUUUCAAAAAGUUUUCUUUCUCCUUCGAAUCAUCAGAAACUCUUCUUAUUUCUCGUCCAAACAGAGAGUUGAUGACGAGGCUUAAUAUG